Molecule: messenger RNA, 2058 nt
Organism: Coniosporium apollinis CBS 100218
Lineage: Eukaryota; Fungi; Ascomycota; Dothideomycetes
Exons: 2
Coding region: 1-2058 (685 amino acids)
Cellular component (GO): Golgi apparatus
Molecular function (GO): protein binding
Source: RefSeq, a predicted model, not a curated record
AUGUCCGCGAGCCCUGUCCGGCCAAGGAAAAGCGAUGGCUACAAGCCGAAGAUUAUCACGACCGUUGGAGCGAAGCCGGCAUGCCUCGUGAACGCAUCGGUGACCUAUGUCGGCAAUGACCAGAUCUACGCCUUCGGAGGGUUUGACCAGUACACCGAUGAAGUUUACAAUCAUGUGCUGCGCCUCAACCUUGUGACCAGACAGUGGAACCUCGUGGACAACUAUGGAGACAUCCCCGGCGUGCGGAUGGGCCACACUGCCAACCUCUGGCAAGGUGACAAGCUCCUAGUCUAUGGUGGAGAGAACGAGCACAGAGCGUACCUUUCAGACAUCGUCAUCUUCGACCUCAAGACAGCAACAUGGCUGCAGCCGGAGCUCAGUGGUCCGGCGCCUCGGGGAAGAGCUCGCCAUUCUGCCGUGAUACACGACGACAAGCUGUAUGUCAUCGGAGGAAUGACCGGCCACGACAACUACGUUCUUGACGACAUCUGCUACCUCGAUCUGAAGACCUGGACAUGGUCUCGCACGUGGAGAUUUGUGCCUCGUUACGAUCACACCAGCUGGAUAUGGGAUGGGAAGAUAUGGGUCUUUGGCGGGCUGGGCGAAGACAUGGAGAGGACGAGCGAGAUCUGGUGGCUCGACUUGCGAGGCAGCCCGGCAUUCGACUCUCCCGCAACGAUCGGCACAGGCACUCGCCAAGCGCUGCCCGCUCGAUAUGACCGGCGUCUCUUCAGCCAAACGACUCAGCCUGCCACCGGCUCCACUGGCUACGUCGCAAACACAAGCAGUGUCCAGAGCAAUCCCACGCAACUCAUGUCGCGCACUCCCCCUGUCGCUCCAGGCGCGAUAUCCACGCUCAAAUUCGUCUCCAGCCCGAAUCUUCCAACACAGGCGAUCGGUACCCACUUUCACGCUUUCUCUUCUGGAUGCUUGCUGGACUUUGUCACCCCCGCCAGCGUCAUCUCCUCUUUCGAAACGAGCCUGUCUGCUUUGGAUCUCGACACACUCCGGUGGCAGAAGCUUGCAGACGGAAAGGACCUCUUCAAUCCGAACUAUCGAUGGCAUUAUUGCGCGAUGAACGAGGAUGCAACCCACGCGUGGCUGCUUGGAUGUCCGACCGAGCAGCCAAACAACGGCGGAGCUGACCCCGGCGAGUACUUGAGCGAUGUUCUACCAAUUGACCUCAGGAAGCUAGGUAUGCUCGGUAACAGCCUAACGCUCGAAUCCCGGCCAGACCAAGUUAAGAUCCCCGCCUCCGACGCCAACAUCUCCUCGCACCUCUCAGGCAUCGGCGCCGACCUUGCGCGGACUUUCGACCAGGCCCCCGAAACCGGCAGCGGCGCCGACUUCAUCAUCACGGGCGAGCGCGACGAAGACGAUGACCGCCCCGAUGACUCUUCCACCAUCGCCGACGCCCAAUCUCCCACCACCUCAGCCCCCAUACACGUGCAUAAGAUGAUUCUGCAGGCGCGCUGGCCGCACUUCUCCCGCCUCUACUCGGCGCAGAUGGUCGAGUUCCACACGAAGAAAAUGCACAUCCCCGAGCCCUACAGCGCGGUGCGCUCGUUUCUGUACUACCUCUACACCGACAGCAUCGCGCCGCACCCUGUCCACGGGCCCUCGCUCACCGACGUCGCGGGCAUGCUCGUCAUGGCGAAUAUCUACGACAUGCCGCGUCUGCGCCUCCUCUGCGUCAACAGGCUCGGCAAGGAACUCGACGUCGACCACGCGGCCACGAUCUGGGAGCGUGCUGCGACGGCUGGCGAAGACUGGCUGAAGAAGCGGGCGGCGCAAUUCUGCAUGCUGUACUGGGGCCGCGUCGUGCGCACUGAUGGCUUCAGGAGCCUGACCAGGAGGGCGCUGACGGAGCUCUGCGAGGAGGUGGAUACGGAUGGGAGGGUUGUUGGUGGUGAUGAGCUUGAGGCUGUUGGUGGACUUGGCGGGGCGAGGUUCGGGUUUGGGGGCGCGGGGAAUCCGAGGAAGAGGAGUACGAGUCUGGUGGCGGAGGAUACGGAGAUUGCGGAUGAGGGGGAUGAGGAGGGUAUGGAACUUACUUGA